AACUUUUUUGUGCUGCACCGGGAAGAGAAUUGUUUACAUACAACUUGCUGAUUUGGGGCGAAAUAGUUUUUUGAUCAAUCCUAUUGUAUGUGAAAGUUAAUUUUCUGAUCAGUAUGAAGGCUCACAUCGAGGUUCGGUUGUAUAAGUCACAUUACUGAUCUGUACUCCGACAGUGUGCAGGCGCAGUGAGAUUCGGUCGAGCAGGUACGGCGUGGAAGUUACACAGAGGCGUCGGCUGUGGACACUCAGCGGGACACAUGGCAGAGGAAGGCAUCAAGCUGACACUGAGGCGCCUGGAGGGACCCAUCAACAAGUUCAUUAAAGUAGCUCUGCCCACGGACCUGGAGAGGCUGCAGAAACACCACAGUAACAUACUGAAGUAUCAACAGGGCCAGCAGUGGGAGCGCCUCCAUCAGGAGCAAAUAAAUGCCAGCAGAACUGUUCAGCAACUGAGAGCCAACAUGAGAGAGAUGGAGCAGCUGUGCAGCCGGGUCCGAUCUGAAGACGCCGAAGCUCUGGAGGAGCUUGUAAAGCCGGUCAGGGAGAGAGCGUCAGCCGCAGCGCAGGACUUCCUGCUCCUGCACUCCAACCCGCCCCCACCGGUCCCCGCGGCGCCGCCGGACACUCGGCCCUCCGUCAGUCGGUCCAGCAGCUGCCACGACCUGGAGGAGGAAGACGAGGAGCCGCUGUCGGACCUGCAGAUUCAACUCCGGCUUCCAGAAAUCCCGGCCGAUCAGAAUGCGUCCGAGUCCUGGGAUCAUCUGGAAGAGGACCUGAAGGAACUGAGCGGCUUGGUGACGGAGUUCUCCCUGCUUGUCCAUUCCCAGCAGGAGAAGAUUGACAGCAUAGAGGACAACGUCAACACAGCCGCGGCCAACGUGGAGGAGGGGACCAAGAGCCUGGGGAAGGCGGCGGGCUACAAGCUGGCGGUGCUGCCGGUCGCCGGGGCGCUGCUGGGCGGCGUGCUGGGAGGCCCUCUCGGCCUGCUGGCCGGGUUCAAAGCUGCUGGGGUGGCUGCUGCUGUGGGAGGGGGCGCCCUGGGCUUCGCGGGUGGCAGCCUGGUCCGAAAACACCGCCGAGCUCAAGUGGACCAGCAGAUGAAGCGACUGACGGCGCCGCUGGCGGAAGAACUGGAGAAAAAUAAGGACAAGUGAAGCUCUUCUGUGUGGACGGACUGACCUGGACCUGUGGGUCUGAGGAGACUCAGCGCUAGACAAUGUGUGCACUUUGUUAAACAGAUGUUUAAAAACUGCCUUAAUUACGACCUGCAGUCCUGCUGGUUCUGCAUCAGGACGACUCCGACACUUUGAUCGUUUUGAUGGUUUACGUUUACCCAGAAAACAUCCAAUGCAAUGACUUCCUAAAAGCAUGAAAAGGAGCACAAAUUCAAACUUUUCUCCAUACACACACACACGCACACAGGCUCAAAUAUAUACAUACACCUCCACUAAAAUUUAGAAAUUUUUUUAAAACCACAGCUGGAGUGUCCAAAAUGCCCCUCCUGACCUCUGACCCCAUUUGGACAACAACAUUUCCUUACAGUGGGAGAUGUUACAUACAACAUAAAGUAUUAAAGUGUAGUAGUAGUCGACAACCUUUUACUGAAAAGUCGACUUUGCUGCAGCCAAAUCAGCUGCUUUUAACUAAUUUAUUAAACUUGGCUAAAUAUAGUGAGCGUUUUGAUGGAAAGUGAUCCAAAUCCUGUUCUUAUACUCGAGAAUAGAUUUUUUCAUUCAAGCCAAAGGUUUUUAAAAAGUAGAUGCCUUUCUUUUAAGACAACAAAGGCACAAAAUCCUUUCUGUGUUUUUGAUCUACGAUAAAGUUUCUGCCAAACAAAA
This is a messenger RNA of Gambusia affinis (western mosquitofish), 1838 nucleotides long. It is a transcript of the gene stx17, whose product is annotated as syntaxin 17. Lineage: Eukaryota; Metazoa; Chordata; Actinopteri; Cyprinodontiformes; Poeciliidae. The coding region runs from base 258 to 1154 and encodes 298 amino acids. Gene Ontology annotation, cellular component: endomembrane system; plasma membrane; autophagosome membrane. Gene Ontology annotation, biological process: vesicle fusion; exocytosis; intracellular protein transport. The record is from RefSeq and is a predicted model, not a curated record. Gene Ontology annotation, molecular function: SNARE binding; SNAP receptor activity. The transcript is spliced from 7 exons.